Cherax quadricarinatus is the source of this 3020-nucleotide messenger RNA. The record is from RefSeq and is a predicted model, not a curated record. Lineage: Eukaryota; Metazoa; Arthropoda; Malacostraca; Decapoda; Parastacidae.
AGGAAGGCUCUUAGUGAUGGUGGAGGUGGGAGGAAGACUCUUAGUGAUGGUGGAGGGUUAAAGACUCUUAGUGAUGGUGGAGGUGGGAGGAAGGCUCUUAGUGAUGGUGGAGGGAAGGGAGUAGAUCAAACACCGGUGUUAGUGAAAGGUUUGAAACAGGUGCAGCACUAUGCUGCAGCUUCCUGGUGACGAAGCUUGCUGCUGUGAACAGUACUUUUCUUCUCUGUAUUCUGGUCAUGGCUAAGUGUGACGCAACAUUGUUAUUAUCAUCAUGACCAUGUCUGCUAGUGUUAUUUAAGUGUACAAAAAUACCUAAACGUAUACCAUUCAUGUACGAGGUCAAAAAGUGGAACCAGUUUUGAUCUGAGCGUUGUGUUGACAAGACGGCUGCUGGCACCCGCCUCCUCUCCUCUCCUCUUUCUUCUCUACCAGGUUUCAGAAAGGUUUAGAAGAUGGGGUCGUCGUUCGUGGAGGACCCGGGCGUGAACGAAUUUAUGGGGUUUGACCUGCGAGAGCUUGGUGUGGACGAGGCUUACCUCAAGGUGGACUCCCAGUACCCUACCAACCUCACUCUUUACACCCUCAGUCACAACUGCUACGGAUGUCCUCUACAGCCCCAGCUGGUGGUGGAAGGUGGUGGUGGCACCAACAAUCUAAGUCUCUCCACGCACCAUCCCUGGACCUUCCUCCUCACUACACUCACUCAACCUUAUUUCCUCCCGGGAGACGAGCCAGUUGUGUGCGAGGUGUCGGCCGCUAAGCUGGGAGAGUUUGGUGUUUACCUCCUCAACUUGACAGAGGAAAGCAAUUGUACCUUCUCUACACUCAAAGAUCCGGUCUUCGAGUACGGAGCAAUCGUCAUCGCCGUAGCUGUGUAUGCAGGGUUGGCCAUCCUGGCUGCUGGCUGCCUCGCCCUCUACCAAUGGAUGCUUAGGAGGUACACUCACAGUCGAGAUGACGGCUCCCAGGUGGAGCUACAGAUGGCGGGGUCGACCACAACAAUACGGGAGACUGACAAAAGCAACACCACACCACCACCAGCAGCACCCAAACCUCGUCUUAAGUCCCUGGACACCUUCAGAGGGAUGAGUAUCGUCAUCAUGAUCUUCGUCAACUAUGGCGCCGGGAACUACUGGUUCUUGGAACAUGCUACCUGGAAUGGUCUCCAGGUAGCCGACCUCGUCUUUCCUUGGUUCAUGUGGAUUAUGGGGGUUUGUAUACCAAUGGGACUUCGCUCUGCUCUACGCCGCCAGACUCCUAAACCAAAGAUAUUUUUCAGGAUUCUUAAAGGUCGCUGACAUCGAUCUUCCAGGUGUUUUUGGGUCUACAGGCAGGUAUGGUGCUGCAGGCACAUCAGAGCCACCAUGGUCGUGCGUGUCGCUGGCUGCUGUGGUGUGUACUGCUGGGGGCGGUGGGUGCUGCCCUCUGCAAUGCCUCCAUCAACGAUGGUGUUAUCCCUGUCAACAAGAACCUAUGGUCUCUCUCCUUCGUCAUGGUUACCUCCUGCUUCGCUUACUUCCUGCUGGCUGUCUGCUACCUGCUGGUCGAUGUCUGGGGUGUGUGGAGUGGCGCCCCUUUCUACCAGGCAGGUAUGAACAGCAUCUUCCUGUAUGUGGGUCAUAAUGUAGCAUACAACAUCUUUCCUUGGCAUUAUGCUGUGGGUCUCAUGCAUACUCACCUGGCUACACUGACAGAGACCCUCUGGGGAACUACACUCUGGGUCAUCAUAGCACUCUACUUGCACCACAAGAGAAAGUUUUAUACAGUGUAAACCCCCAUUAUAUAUACUAUAUAUUAUUAUUAUUAUUACAGUCAGAACUAAGCUCUAAACUCACUAGGGUCAUGUAAAGCCUCGGCAGCAUGCCACAUACACACCACCUCACACCCUUCUUAUAGUUUGGGCCAUCCAUUAUUGUUUAAGAAACUCAUAUGUAGCUAUAGGCAGUCAUGAUGUAUUAAUGUUGAAACUAAUAUUUAGUUUUAUUCUAAUUGGGGGAAAACAUUAAACCCCCAGAGGUUAUGUAGCAUUUAAGGAAUAGAAGGAAUUCAGAAUUAAUCCAAAAAAAAGAGGACAAGUUCAGUUACUUGGAUCAAGAGCUUCACACAGGCAUCAAAGUACCUCCUUUAAGAGAUCAGAACUAAUUAAGUUGCAGUAACAGGACCAUUUUCAAAAAAAAAAAAAAAAAAAAAAAAAAAAAAAAAAAAAAAAAAAAAAAAAAAAAAAAGCUCUGUGCUUUUCAGUAUAUCUUUUCUAUGUCUACUACUUGUAACUUUGUUGACUACAGAAAAAUAGUUUUAUAUGACAUGUCAUUCCACAGGCACAUUAACAGACAAUUUAAAACAAGUUUUAUUAGUAAGAUAAAGCCAUGGACUAGACAACUUGCUUGUUGUUAAGGGUUGAAUUUUAAUUGUUGGCUGGUAAUUCAUAUUAAUGGUUUGGAAAAGUAUCAUGUUUUAUUUUGUUAAUGCAAGAAAAGCUUCAUUACAUGGCUUGAUCAACACUUGGUUUGUCUUUUGCUGCAGGAAACUAAGCCAAUUAAGUAAUGAUAGAAACUUUGAUAAUUCAUUCAUGGAUUUCAUAGAACUAUUUUUCCAGUUUUCAUGUUUUUUGUAGCAUUGAACAUCACAUGUACAGUUGAGUGGACAGUUAUACAAAAUAUCUUUGACAGUUUUCGGUUUUGACAUAACAGCAAAUUUUGAGUAUUGUGUUUUGAUUUUCAUUGCCUUUACAUGAAUGUAUGUCAAACAAGGUAUGAUGAAAAGGCAAAUAGCUCUAAGAAAGGUAAAACUUUUUUUUUUUUUAAUGAAAAAGAGAUUCACUACAUUUCAAAAGGCAAAAUUUGUUAAAGUUGAAAAGAUCCACUUACAGCUAUGACUGAUGGUUGACACACCAGUGACUUUGCCUUUUGAAAUGUAGUGAAAGUUGAAAAGAUCCACUUACAGCUAUGACUGAUGGUUGACACACCAGUGGCUGAGUGUUAAGAGCAAAGUUCUUGAAAUAAAAGUCACCAGUAUAGUAA